UAAGGAAGGGGGAGGAGCCGGGGUUUGCCGGCUGCCCUCAUCACCUCCAUCUUCUCCGCCGACACAAGUGAUGAAUUGCGGGGCAGCAGAAGCCAAAUGACCGCGAUCCACUCAUACGUGACGCGGAUCCACUCGGACGACGAGAAGAAGGCGGAUAAAUAAAUGCUGCCUUGCUCGUCAGCGCCGGCCAUGGAGGGGGACAAGGACGCGCACGUGCACGCGCAGUGCAGCAGGCUGACAGAGGAGAGAAACGAGGCAGAGAGACAACUGAAACACAUCAAGAGAGUGUCACAGAUGGUCAUCGAGGAAGUGAGCGUCCUGCAGACUCAGCUGGAGAUCGAGAAGUCGUGUCGGGAGAACGCCGAGGCGCUCGCCACAAAGCUGAACUGCCAGAACAGGAAGUUGAAGUACCUGAGCUUGUCGUCGCGACCAUGUUUGGACGAGCUUCUCCCCAGCAUCGCCGACUGCAUCGCCAUGGAAACGGAGGCCGAGCCGGCGGAGGAGGGCCCCGACACCUUUGCGCAGUACCAGCAACAGGUCAAAGAGCUGAGGGAGGCGGUGAGCAGCUUGUUGGAGGAGAAGAAGAACUUCCUGUGUCAAAUCAAUGAGCAGCAGAGAAGGAUGGAGGAGUUGACCACUCAGGCGCAGCGAGAUGAGAACCGAAUGAAGGAACUUGGUGACGCCGUAGAACAACAACGUCAAACCAUCAAGAGGUUCCACAGAGUGUCCUUGAUGGCCACUGAGGAGUACGAGGGCAUGAAGGAGCAGCUGGACUUGGAGCAGAACCUUCGAGUCCGAGCGGAGACGUACGCACACGAGAUGUUGGUGAAGCAGAAGGAGGCCAGGCGCCAGAGCACGCUCCUCCUGCAGAGCGCGGAGCCCACCGUGCAGCUGCUGGGCGCCCUGGAGGAGGUGGCCGCCAUCACCAAAACCUUGGAGGAGCAGCGACUGCAGCAUCAGCAGACGGUGCGAGACCUGGAGGCCCAGCUGGACGGCAGCAGCAUGCAGAAUGAGAUGAAGGCUCUGCAGAGACAGGUGGAGCUGCUGGAGGACGAGAAGAAGGACAUGCAGGAACGACUGGAGCAGGCGGAGAAGGACAAGCUGCACCUGCACCACCAGCUUCACCAGCUGCAAAAUGUCGCCGUGACUACCGACGCACCUCCAACACCACCUCCUCCCCCUCCUACCCCGGCACCUGGCGUGGCCCAGCCCCCUGCGCCUCUCCCCCAGCCGCCGCCGCCUCCUCCCCCACCACCUCCCCCUCCUCCACCGCCCCCAUCGAGAUGCAACCCUCUCAGUUCUCUCAUCGCCAUCAUGAGGAAGACGUCCAAAGGUUCCAAAGCAUCUUUGAAGGCGGAGCAGCCGCCAGCGUCGGAGGGCGCGGAGGAGGUGAAGGUGAAGGCCGUCAACGAGAUGAUGGAGCGCAUCAAGCACGGCGUGGUCCUGCGGCCCGUCAAGACUCAGGACACCAAGAGAGUUGCGGUCAAACAACCUCCAGCCAGCGAGGACAAAGCUCAGGAGAGCGCCAUGGACGAGCUGAAAGGCAUCCUGGUAAAACACCAAACCCCCCCAGUUGUUGUGGGACUCCAACCGGCAGCCAUGUUUGAACCUCAGGAGACGGUGAAGAGGAGUCCAAGUCGAGGCUCACAGGAGGCGGCGCCCUUGCCAACGGGGAAGAAGGACAGCGAGCUGGAAGUCAUCCUCAGACGCCGCCGCAACAAAGCAGGAGCGAGCGCUUGUGACGAGCGCGACGACGGUCAAAUGAGUCACGUGUCGUCAUGCGACAGCUUGAACGGGCGGCGCACCAGCUGCGACUCCGGGAAGGAUCCGGACGGGUCCAGCACACCAUCCAACCCCCGGCCGGACUACGAGAGGCGGGGCUCGGGGCCGGGACCCCUGGUGGCCAGGAGGAGGAGCUCCGACAAAGAGCCCCGCGUGGUGUCCUGGCAGGAGAGGAGGUCCGCGUGCUCCGUGUCCGACAAAGACCCCAUAGACUCGCCAGUCGGGAACGGCUGUGACCUCAGGUGGACCACCACAGCGUGUCAAUCAUUAACCGUCGGCGAGGACAAAAGUGCCACAAAGACGCCCGUCCGCUCCAACGGCGUCCACAACGACAACGAGCACGGCGAUGACGCGAGUGCCGCCAUCUUGGUUGGCGACGGCAACGACAGCAGCAGCGAGGUCGGGCUGUGAGUGUGGGCGUGGUCAAUAUGACGUCACAAACCAUGCACACACAUAAAUAAUAACACAUUUUAAACACUGAAAAAGUAACUUAGGUCACAUGACUGACAUGUGGCGCACGUAUACAUGCUGAGGCCCUCGUGGACUGUACUCAUCUUCCAGAACAAUCAGGGCUUGUUUUUUAAAUGAAAGACAACACAAUGCUGCCACCUGCUGGCCUUUGGGAAUAAUGCUGGUUUAAAAGAGGCGGUCCCUAAAGUCUGGACAUACAAUACUCCCAUUCCCAUUCGAUCAAAUCGAUUAUUUGUAGGGAUGUCCGAUAAUGGCUUUUUGCCGAUACCCGAUAUGCUGAUAUUGUCCAACUCUUUAAUUACCGAUACCGAUAUCAACCGAUACCGAUAUCAACCGAUAUAUGCAGUCGUGGAAUUAACACAUUAUUAUGCCUAAUUUGGACAACCAGGUAUGGUGAAGACAAGGUACUUUUUU
This is a messenger RNA of Entelurus aequoreus (snake pipefish), 2667 nucleotides long. RefSeq names its product shootin-1-like. The transcript has 16 exons. Lineage: Eukaryota; Metazoa; Chordata; Actinopteri; Syngnathiformes; Syngnathidae. The record is from RefSeq and is a predicted model, not a curated record. Bases 163 to 2193 code for a protein of 676 amino acids.